UUGAAGCUUCAGACUGCAACAUGACACACAGGAAGUGUCUUCACUGAUAGGAAGUGAUGUCACAUGUUUGAUGUGUGGUCAGAGUGUCACCUCACAGGAAGCAAACAGAGUGCAUGAUGGGAGUGAAGAGGCCGCUGCUCGUCUCUCUGCUCGGCGUUCUGGUGACGGUGACGGUGGCGGGCGGCCGUCGCGGCGGUUCGAUGCCCGGAGCCCCGUCCAACAUCAGCAGGGACGACCGCGGGCUCCAGCGGGUCGUCCUCAGCGCCGCCUACUCCUUCAACAACCAAUCAAACGACGCCUUCCUCUUCAAACCCUCCUUCAUCAUCAGAGCGCAGCGGCAGGUCGUUAACGGGGUUCGGUACAUCGUAGAUUUGGAGAUUUCCAGAACCGUCUGCCGUAAACGAGACAACAACGACGACCUCUCCCACUGUGACCUUCAGCCUAAAGGUCGUCUGCAGCAGGUCUGAACAGGAAGUCUCUUCUUCUGAUGUUUCAGUGUCACUUUGAGGUCUGGCUGAUUCCCUGGCAGAACCAGACCAACACCCAGGUCUUCUUCUGUAAACCCUGAAACCACCUUCAUCACCUUCAUCAUCUUCAUCAUCUUCAUCAUCUUCACCCUGAUGGAGUUCAGACCUGUGAAUAAAACCAGCCGGUCUGUGCUGUCUGCCCCCUGCUGGUCAGGAGGAUGAACAACAGCAGUUCAAUAAACCUUUAAUGUUCUUAUUUGAUCUAUAAUCUAUAA
Messenger RNA from Dicentrarchus labrax (European seabass), 742 nucleotides. RefSeq names its product cystatin-like. NCBI's taxonomy places the organism in Eukaryota, Metazoa, Chordata, Actinopteri, Moronidae. The record is from RefSeq and is a predicted model, not a curated record. Gene Ontology annotation, cellular component: Golgi apparatus; endoplasmic reticulum; lysosome. Gene Ontology annotation, biological process: immune response; positive regulation of myelination; negative regulation of microglial cell activation. Gene Ontology annotation, molecular function: cysteine-type endopeptidase inhibitor activity. The transcript has 4 exons. Bases 114 to 467 code for a protein of 117 amino acids.